Molecule: messenger RNA, 1044 nt
Organism: Brenthis ino (lesser marbled fritillary)
Lineage: Eukaryota; Metazoa; Arthropoda; Insecta; Lepidoptera; Nymphalidae
Source: the annotation of a GenBank genome assembly
AUGGCUAUGUUAGCAGGCCCACGUCGUAAGCAAAAAGUAAUUAAUUUACGUGCUAAUAACAAUGCAUGGAGUAAUGACACAAAUAAGUUUGGCCAGCGAAUGUUAGAGAAAAUGGGAUGGAGUGCUGGAAAAGGGUUAGGUGCUAAAGAAAAUGGUAUUGUUGAACACGUCGUGGCCAGGUAUAAAAAUGACGAUAGCGGACUCGGUUUUAAAGACAAAAACGACCAGUGGACGAAACACGAGGAUGAUUUUAAUGCAUUGCUUGCUAACCUAUCAAAUGGAGAUGAUAAUAAAGAAAGCUUACACAGUGGUAUUUCCUUAGAAGUGAAAUCAAAGAAAAGUAAAGCUAGAAUUCAUUAUCAUAAGUUUACCCGAGGUAAAGACAUCUCCCGCUAUAGUGAAAAAGAUUUGGCUAAUAUUUUUGGUAAGAAAAGUUUUAAAGAAACUGAAGAAGAAGAAACCAUAAAAGAAGAUGCUACAACAUCAGAACACAUAUUUACAGAAAAAGGUAAUAUGGAUGAUUAUUUUAAAAAUAAAAUGGCUGCCAUUAAAUCUAAAUUAUUUGAUGUAGAAAAUAAAGUUACACAAGAGGAGGAAAUAUCUGAUUUUGUAUUUCAAGGAUUUUCAAAUACUAAUGAUAAUCAAAGUGAUAAAGAAGAUAAAAAUUACCAAUCUUUUUAUGAUUCUAAAACAAAUAUACUUAGUACAGAUGAAUUACCUCAUUCAGACAUGGAAAUCAAAAAAUCAAUGAAAAAAAAGAAAAAGAAAAAAUCACAAUGCAAGGAUGUUACGGAAGAUAAUAGUCCUUCCUCAGAAUUAUUGCAAUCUAGGGAAAAUGUAGUAAAUAAUGAAAUUUUAACAAAAAAGAAAUCAAAAAAGAAAAAGAAUGAAACCCAAAUGGAAGAAGAAGAAGCGCAAGAACAUAGUAAAUCAAAGAAAAAAAAGAAAGAUAAAAAAGAGCAUAAUUAUGUCCAGGAAGAAAAUAUUGAUUCUUGUGAUGAUUAUGUUCCAAAAAAAAAGAAGAAGCGGAAACAAAAAGAUGUC